CUCGAUAGGUGAGGCCAUGCACAUCUGCUGGAGCUAGCAGGGCAUUGGGCAUGAGGGGAAAAUUUUUAUUUCGCAGGGCUCAGCGUCGCGUGGACUCGCGAUUUUUUAAACGACCACGAAAACGCGUCUUCAACUUACAAAGCCGCUACUGUUUUCUACUCCUAUUUUUUCUUCCUCGCAUUGGCUUUGUCAAUUUUGCUUCAAGGAAUAAUCUAAACUUCAUUCAUAUAUUACAAAUAUGGCAGCCGUCUCACAUAAGCCUCGCAGUAUGACUGCAGGCGCAAGAAAUGUCCUUCGUUCAAAUGAUUCUGCCAGUUUGUGGAAUUGUACUUUGUCUCCAGGCUGGACCGAGGAGGAAUCAGAAACUUUGCGAAAGGCACUAAUGCUGUUUGGCAUUGGAAAUUGGGCAAAGAUCAUUGAAAGCGACUGUUUGCCUGGAAAGACUAAUGCUCAAAUGAAUUUGCAAUUGCAACGACUUCUUGGUCAACAAAGUACAGCUGAGUUUGCAGGCUUACAUAUUGACCCAAAGGUGAUUGGAGAGCGUAACUCUAAGAUUCAGGGCGCUCACAUCAAACGAAAGAACAACUGUAUUGUCAACACAGGUGGUAAAUUGUCGCGAGAGGAAUUAAAAAGUCGAGUGUUGAAAAAUAAGGAAAUGUAUGAGCUUCCAGAAGAGACAUGGAAAGUUAUCGUCCUCCCAAAAGUAGAAGACCCCGCAGCUGUGUUAGAGGCUAAAAAGAAGGAACUUGAGAAGCUCCAGGAAAAGUUGGCUAAAGUCCAAGGUCAGAUUGCUAAAGCGCGAGCUGCUCAUCCUGCUCGAGUGGACGAAUUAAAGGUUUGAAUAAACGCCAACUUGGAAUAGUGUUGUGCAACGAGAACGCUAACCUUUGCGAAACUUCUAGAUCGAGCUGGACAGGUCACCUUCACCUUCAUCACCUGGUCAACAAGUACCCAUGGAUACGCCAUC
Molecule: messenger RNA, 967 nt
Organism: Umbelopsis ramanniana AG
Lineage: Eukaryota; Fungi; Mucoromycota; Umbelopsidomycetes; Umbelopsidales; Umbelopsidaceae
Exons: 5
Coding region: 239-841 (200 amino acids)
Source: RefSeq, a predicted model, not a curated record